AUGCCUAAAGAAGAAUACUUGGCAAUUGAUGAACAAAUGAUUCCUACCAAAGCACGUACUUCUGGUAUGAGGCGUUAUAAUGCCAAAAAACCACACAAAUGGGGCUACCUCAAUUAUGUGCUAAGCGGAGCCAGUGGCUUUAGCUACGAUUUUGAGGUUGAUACUGGAAAACACCCUGAUCCGCCAGAGAACUGCCCUGACCUCGGAAUACCAGGAAACAUUGUCCAGCGUUUGUUAAACACUGUUCCUCAAAAUCUUAAUUAUAAAAUUUUUGUGGACAAUUGGUACACUAGUUUGCCUUUGAUGGCCAACUUGCAUAAAAAAAGGACUCCUUCCUUUAGGAACAAUUCAGCUCAAUAG
This is a messenger RNA of Parnassius apollo (apollo), 360 nucleotides long. The record is from the annotation of a GenBank genome assembly. NCBI's taxonomy places the organism in Eukaryota, Metazoa, Arthropoda, Insecta, Lepidoptera, Papilionidae.